Messenger RNA from Lasiosphaeria miniovina, 1020 nucleotides. RefSeq names its product putative RTA1 domain protein. Gene Ontology annotation, cellular component: membrane. Bases 1 to 1020 code for a protein of 339 amino acids. The transcript is spliced from 5 exons. The record is from RefSeq and is a predicted model, not a curated record. Lineage: Eukaryota; Fungi; Ascomycota; Sordariomycetes; Sordariales; Lasiosphaeriaceae.
AUGGAGGAUGGAGAGCCCAUCUUGGGAAGCCUCUUUAUAUAUGCUCCGAACAAGGUAGCGCCUGUCAUCUUCGCUGCUGCCUUUGCUGCCUCGGCGGCUGGCCAUAUCCGGCAAUGCUACCGUUACAAAUGCUUCAGAAUGAUUGGACUGCAUCCCGUCUGUGCAGUGGUGUUUUCUGUCGGCUAUAUGUUGCGGGAGUACGGCGCCUUCAACUACAUGUACAGCACCCGGAACCUGCUCGUCUUCAUCUUCAGCCAGGUCUUUAUAUUCGUAUGCCCCCCGCUCCUCGAACUUGCCAACUACCACGUCCUCGGCCGGAUAUUCCACUACAUGCCCUACUUUGCGCCCCUCCCCGCCGGCAGGGUUCUCUCGACCUUCGGCGGCCUGAUGAUGAUAGUAGAGGUCUUGAACUCUCUCGGUGUGUCGUUCUCGGCCAACCCGUCGGCGUCGCAGAGCCGACAGGACAUGGGACAGAACUUGACGAUCGUCGCGCUCGCAAUCCAGCUCGCCGUCAUCGUCACCUUCGUCGUCCUCGCAGCGCUCUUCCACCGGCGGUGCGCCAAGGCCGGGCUGCAUAGCCGGGCGGUGUCGACUCCGCUGGCUACCCUGUAUGCGAGCAUGGCGCUGAUCCUGGUCCGCUGCAUCUACCGGCUGGUCGAGCACCUGGGCAACACGACGGUGCGGCUCAAGGACAUCCAGGCGCUCCGGAGCCUGAGCCCGAUCCUGCGCUACGAGUGGUUCUUCUGGGUCUUCGAGGCGACGCUCAUGCUCGUCAACUCGGUCAUCUGGAACGUCUGGAACCCGGGCCGCUAUCUGCCCAGCGACCACCACAUCUACCUAGCGCGGGACGGUAGGACGGAGAUUCAGGGGGAUAAGGGGCGCGACGAGCGGCCCAUGCUGGCCAAGGCCGGGUCAAUUUUGACGUUUGGAAUCUUCUUCCGCGACAAGAAAGGAAGCCCCCCGUUUCAGGAACUGAACGACCUCCCAGUUGCAGAUUGCCAUGUCAUAGAGUUUAUGUGA